Acanthochromis polyacanthus (spiny chromis) is the source of this 5848-nucleotide messenger RNA. RefSeq names its product autophagy related 9B (gene atg9b). The transcript is spliced from 15 exons. Lineage: Eukaryota; Metazoa; Chordata; Actinopteri; Pomacentridae. Gene Ontology annotation, biological process: protein localization to phagophore assembly site; autophagy of mitochondrion. The coding region runs from base 333 to 2765 and encodes 810 amino acids. Gene Ontology annotation, cellular component: autophagosome; phagophore assembly site. The record is from RefSeq and is a predicted model, not a curated record.
GUUGCAUCAACGGCGUUUUGUUGACAUUUGUUUGUGAAAGACAAAAACAGUGGACACGCAGAGGAUGGGUAUUUUGGGAAAUCAACUAACGGACCUCGGGACAGACUAAAGACCACCGUGUCGUAACUAGAACUCAACUCUGCGUAUGAAGCGAAGUCUGGUCGAGAUUGGACUUAAAGCAAAGCUGAAAGAAGAUCAACAUCACCAGAUGCACGGACAGUCGGGAACAAAACAAACCGUGUCACCCUGACUACAUGAGUGGCUGAAUCAUUCACAGGCUAGCCAGAUACCAGACUGUUGUCUUAGGAGUAAGCUGAAGAAUGUGAAUCACAAUGGCCAACUUUGAAGCUUACCAGGAGUAUCAGAGAAUUGAGGACUUCGAGGAGGACUCACCACCAGGGGAGGAGGAUUUACUGGUGCAUGUGCCUGAAGGCCUGAAAGACUCAUGGCACCAUAUCAAGAACCUGGAUAACUUCUUCACGAGAAUUUAUCAUUUUCAUCAAAAGAAUGGCUUCGCCUGUAUGAUGUUGACAGAGUUUUUUGAACUUGUUCAGUUUUUGUUCGUCGUCACAUUCACAACGUUCCUUGUCAACUGCGUGGAGUAUGAUGUCCUGUUUGCCGAUCGACCAGUCAACCACACCGGAUCAGGCCACAGCCCUCUGGACAGGAAUAAAGUCACUCUGCCGGAUGCCAUCGCUUCCAGCCAGAAGUGCACUGAGAGGAUUCAAAACAACAGCUGGAUCAUAUUCCUUCUCAUCAUGGCGGCCAUCUUCUGGGUCUAUCGUCUUGUUAAAGUCUUUUGCAAUGUUUUGAGCUACUGGGAGAUCAGGCAGUUCUACAUCAAAGCACUGAAGAUCAGAAUGGAUGAACUAUGCAACUUCACAUGGCAGGAAGUUCAGGACCGACUCAUCAGCCUUCAGAGGGAACAGCAAAUGUGCAUACACAAAAAAGAGCUGACCGAACUUGACAUCUACCACCGCAUCCUGCGUUUUAAAAACUACAUGGUGGCCAUGAUAAACAAAUCGCUGCUGCCGGUGCAGCUGCAGGUCCCCUUCCUGGGAAAUGUGGUGUUCCUAACCCAGGGCCUCAAGUACAACUUUGAGCUCAUUCUUUUCUGGGGCCCAGGCUCCCUGUUUCAGAAUAAGUGGAACCUCCACCCCAAAUACAAGCGCAGUGGAAACCGCCUAGAGCUCGCCCAGCAGCUCAGCAGAAUCAUCCUGCUGAUGGGUUUGGCUAACUUGCUGCUAUGUCCCUUCAUCCUGGUGUGGCAGGUGCUCUAUGCGUUCUUCAGUUAUACAGAAGUGAUCCGCAGAGAACCUGGCAGUCUGGGCGCACGCCGCUGGUCCCUGUAUGGUCGUUUAUACCUGCGUCACUUCAAUGAGUUGAACCACGAGCUGCAUGGACGUUUAGGUCGUGGCUACAAACCCACCUCCAAAUACAUGAACUCCUUUACAUCGCCAAUGCUCACUGUGCUGGCUAAGAACAUUGCCUUUUUCUCAGGCUCAGUGUUGGCUGUUCUCAUUGCACUGACAGUUUAUGAUGAGGACGUACUGACAGUGCAGCACAUUCUGACCGCUAUCACUGUGCUGGGGGUAGUUAUAACUAUCGCCAGGUCUUUUAUCCCAGACGAGCAUAUGGUGUGGUGUCCAGAACAGCUGCUGCAGUGCGUGCUGGCACACAUUCACUACAUGCCAGACCACUGGAGGGGCAAUGCUAACAAGAGCGAGACCCGUGACGAGGUUGCACAGCUGUUUCAGUACAAAGCGGUGUUUAUCUUGGAGGAGCUGCUCAGUCCUAUUGUCACGCCCUUCAUUCUCAUCUUCGUCCUGAGAAACAAGUCUCUGGAAAUCAUUGAUUUCUUCAGGAACUUCACUGUGGAGGUGGUUGGAGUUGGAGACAUAUGUUCCUUUGCGCAGAUGGACAUCAGACGCCAUGGAAACCCAACAUGGAUGUCAGAGGGCCAGACGGAGGCCUCCAUAUACCAGCAGGCUGAGAACGGCAAGACCGAGCUGUCUCUCAUGCACUUCACCAUAAAGAACCCACACUGGCAGCCACCUCAGGAGAGUUCAGUAUUUAUCAGCCAUUUGAAGGAGAAGGUGCAUCACGAUGCCCAGGGCGGCCCCUCCACCCAGCUGCUGCUCUCAGAGGCUCCUCUCUGCACCUCACUACAGUCCAACGAGUCAGGCACUGGGCCUGAUAAUCUUUUGGCCAGUGUGCUGGCCCACCCUAUCCUGACUGCAUCAGGACUACAAGGGCGAGACAGUCGCUUCAUCCCACCAAGCACUGCUGCUUCUGCUGCAGCCAGUGUCCUGGCCUCUUUGUCCACCUCUCAGCUUGCAAAUGCUAGUCGUGGUCGUUCACAUGGCCUCCUGCCCUCCUCUCUCCACCAUGAGACCACCAUGUACCGCAGCGAUCGCACCGUCAUCGACAGUAUGUCUAACAGUGACUCUCGCAUUCGGAGUAAUGCACUGCACUCAGAGUUUGCCUCAGCUGAGAUGAGUCUCCAUGCCAUCUACAUGCAUGAGCUCCACCAGCAGAGCUCCCACCCACAGAGAACGUCGGGGCAGUGGCAGAAUCCAGUGCCAAUGAGAGAUCUGCACACAAACACUGGUUUAAAGGCACGUAGUGGCCUUGGUUCCAGCAUUUCCAUGCCGGCUCCUGUUCACCUUGGUGGCUGGCAAGAGGAGGAAGAAGAGGAGAAUGAGGAUGAUCAGGAGAUUAAUAGUGGAUCUGCUCCAAAACAGGGCACUGGGAGUAAUUGUUGAAGUGCCUUUUGUCAUAAGUGUUUACAUUUUGCUUUCUUCAAUGAACAUUGUGGCCUUAGACGAUCUUCAUGGAGAAAUUAGCAUGGACCUUUAAUACGUCGUUCAGCAUUUGUUGUAGGAGGGGCUCAUUGAAUAACCACUAUCUCUGCACCUCCACACCUCAUCCUGUCAUAUCAGGCAGACUAUGGCAUCAGGGAAACCAUACGUCUUCCGUCCACUUCAUCCUGAUUUUGUCAUUAACUUGUACAAACUGCACAUAAAGCUCGUAUGACAGAGAGGCAGUGUAGUGCAUUCAUAGGGUCAGUGUGCGUCGGUGGUGGUUGUGGACAGUUUUAAUUGUAAAAUGCAAAAGGCUCAUCAAAAAUUCUGCUGUGCCUUUGUGUGCACAAUUCAAGUAUUUGUGCAUCACAGGGUUUAUCAGUACAAGUAUAACUGAAACUCCACAGAGUGGUGUCUUGAUGUGUGCUACAGUACAAAGACUGCUCAUUGUAUCUUAGCUGCCUGAACAAUUUUUACCUUCUCAAAAGAAAAAAAAUCAAUAUUUCAACUUGUGCUGUUUGACCCUUGUGAUAUGUUCAUACACUUUUGCGUCUUAGUAAUACUUUUAAACCUGAUUCUGUUUUUUUUUUUAACUUCAAGAGCUAAUCCUUGAAAAUGAUACCAAGUAUUGAUAUGAAAACAAGCUGACUGUACAGUAGCCGUACUACUAAAACGCCACGUGUAUCUGGAAAAAGCGUACAUAGAGUUGUAUAACACGUCUUUAAACCAGACAUACCCGUGCUUUGAUGCUGCUAUCUGUGUUUAUUGUUCCCUAAUGCAGAUUUUGUUCAGUAUUAAUAUUUCUACGGCGGAUGUAUCAAGAUAUUUGCUUUUCUUAAAAACCGAAAUAUGGGACACCAAGUACAUUUAGCAUCAAAAUCCCAAUGCAGAUAGAAGAUGCCUUUUAAGACUUAUUAAGCUGGACACAAAGCCAGCUUUAUGCCUUAACAUCCAAAUAAAAACGUCUAUUUAAAUCCUAGUUUUCCGUAUUACCUCAGUAGUGGCAAAUGAACACUAAUACUUCAAUCGAUACCUCUGCAGUGUAUUUACCGUUGUGUAAAUAUUUAUACAUAUGGAUUUUCUUUGCAGUGUACAGGUGCAUCUUUUAACUGCAUUCUGAUUUUAAUGGUAGGUGUAAACAGAAACCAUUUCAUUUUCUCUUCUUAUUUCACGCCCAGCAGAUGUUUUGAGUCGAGCUUUGGUGUCCCAGAAAUGGUGGAAUCGUUUUUUUAAAGAACAAAACAGAGUGGUAUUGCUUUUACAAAUCCUCGUUGUGCACAUUAGCAUUGUUUGUGUCCUUCUCCCCAAAAUGCUCACAUAAAAAUGGAACGCAUCAUAAGGGCUGAUGUCAGAGUGUGUGCACUGUUGCAUCUGUUGAAUUGAAGAAUUUAGGGCGGUAGAGCACAAGGAGAAAAAGCUUUUGCAUAGGCGCCGUCAUUUAUUAGCUUUAGCAAUAUUUCUUACCUGUUUUCCCCACAUGUGUAAUUGACACAAGUAUAAAUUUAUUACUUAUUUUAAAAAGUAUAUUUGAAUUGUUUUGCCAAAAAAAAAUACUUUUACAUAUGCUUACAAUCUUUUUAAUGAAAGAAAUCGUAUGUGCCCCCCAUGACAUUUGUUUUAGACAUUGAUUUAAAAAGAAACUUUUUUAUUAAUGCAAAGAUGACAUGCCCAGCUGCAUGAUGCUGAAUGUGAUUUACACUCAGAAUAAACAGGGACUAAAUCAGCUUGUCGAUGCAGUGUGCGAAAUAUUACCCAUUUUUACUGCAUUCUGCAAACAGUGCAUCACAGUAAUAUAAAUCCCAUCCUCCACUACUGCAGAAGUCCAGAGGCUACAAAUAUAUCUUUUCCCUCUUGCGUGUUUAGAAAAUAUUCUACUUUUUUUGUUGAGUGUGUAUGUGUCGGUGGAAAGAAUGCAUUUUAAGACUCGCGUAACUAACUCAGACUUUUGCACUGACAGAAAACCGGUUUUUCAAUGUGUGUGGGAGUGUAUGUAUGUGUGUGUGUGUGUGUGUAUAUAUAUAUAUAUAUAUACAGUGCUUGCAUCAGUGACCAUGUAGAAAAGGUUUUAUCAGCUCAGUCUCCCUCCUGAUCGAUCUCCUCACAUUGUACAUAAGAAAAGCAUCAUGUAUUGUCAUUGACCACAAGAAAACAUUGUGGCCAAUCAAAUAAGGUCAUUCUUACCUCUGGUCAGUAAAAGUUCACCCUUUAGGGAAUAAUGUGUGUUUCUGUCACACACUUGGAUAUGCUUACACAGUGUUUGCUCACAGAGUUUUGACAGUCUCCACAAAAACAUCUAAUAAAAUAAGAUAAACCACCCCACUGUAGCGUUUAAUGUUAGUCAUUUUAUUAUAAGCAGAAGCAGUGCCUUAGUAUUAAGGAUUAGCAUUUGCUCUUUUUAGAAGCCAUUUUAUGUAAACUGUCAGAUUUGCUUUCACACACCUAACAGCACAUGCGGUGUACAGUAUUUCCGAUCGGUGAGUCAUUGUGUAUAGCAACAAGUAUGUAGUGAAACUGUGGAUGUGGCAUGGAAGAUGCAAACCGAUGCUGAGAGCUCGUGUCGGUCUGUUGUGUCUGGCGGCACGCUUCUUCUCGUCACGGUGUCUGAGAUUGCACUGUCUUCAAUAUUCUAAAGAUAAGCAGGAGUACGCCUUGUAAUUGGCAGCGUCAUCAUGGCCAAACCUCUCAUCAUGCUAUGGUUUCUUACCCACUAUACACCAGUCGAGGAAUCACAGUGACUGGAACAAGGUGCUAAGUUUUCAUCCUGACACGAUGAAUAUGUUUUCAGACAUGUCUUGUUUUGGGUGUUUUUUUUGUUUGUUUGUUUUGUUAAAAAGGUUUGUCUGUUUUGUUCUGUAAAUUAAGAAACAAUAGCUGAAAAGUGAAACAUGCCAAAAGAACUUGUUUUCGGCACAGCUUUACAAUAUGUGUUGUUUUCUGUGAGUGAGUAGAAAGACAAGUAAAUCUUAUUUUGAGUGUAUUUAAUCAUUUCAUGUGUGGUUGAUUAUGUAUUUGUUUAUUUGAAAUAAAAAUCUAUUUUAAUUUUU